GAGGCUUCUGGCACGACGACAACCGAUGGCAAGUCCCUGGAUGAGGCGCCGGUGGCCGCAGGACUGGAGCCCACACAGCCGAUCGGCUUCCUGCAGCUCUUCCGCUUCUCCACCUGCGGGGAGAUCGCGUGGCUCUUCUUUGGGUUCCUCAUGUGCUGCGUCAAGGCGUUGACCCUGCCCGCAGUGGUCAUCAUUUACAGCGAGUUCACAGCACCCUCUCCGCUGCCACGAACAUCACCACGCUGUCGUUUCCCUUCACGAUGGCCAACAGCAGCGGCGGCGGGUACACCAUUCCCACGGGGACCCUGAGCAUCCUUCCCAUCGCGGCGAACGCCCAGCUGCCGAACAUCACGACAACGGCCAGUGGCUACGAGCCCAAUGACGUCAUCACCCCGAUCCCCGUCUCGCUCUCCAUUCAGCGCUUCCCCUCGUCCCUGUCCAUCGUGGACCUGGCCCAGGAGCAGGACGGCUACAGCAACAGUGGCUCCAGCAACGGCAUGACCGUGGGGCCGGGUGCGGGCGGCGGCGGCGGCAUCACCACCACAACCCUCCUGUCCGUGAAGCCCCUGAACAGCAGCGGCAACGGCAACAUUUCGCGGAACAACAGCUUCAGUCUGAGCUUCAACCUGCAGGACCCCACAGUGCGCUCCUCGAGCGGCGCCACGGCAACGGCAACGGCCACGAGUGCUACCUCAACCCUCGCCAAACACAGUCCCGAGGCCAAGACAGGAGAGGUCUAUGUCUGA
Messenger RNA from Drosophila miranda, 746 nucleotides. RefSeq lists its product as uncharacterized. The record is from RefSeq and is a predicted model, not a curated record. The coding region runs from base 261 to 746 and encodes 161 amino acids. Lineage: Eukaryota; Metazoa; Arthropoda; Insecta; Diptera; Drosophilidae. The transcript is spliced from 3 exons.